This is a messenger RNA of Pichia kudriavzevii, 3804 nucleotides long. RefSeq lists its product as uncharacterized. The coding region runs from base 1 to 3804 and encodes 1267 amino acids. Gene Ontology annotation, cellular component: nucleus. The record is from RefSeq and is a predicted model, not a curated record. Gene Ontology annotation, biological process: regulation of transcription by RNA polymerase II. Lineage: Eukaryota; Fungi; Ascomycota; Pichiomycetes; Pichiales; Pichiaceae. Gene Ontology annotation, molecular function: double-stranded DNA binding; protein binding; transcription coregulator activity. The transcript has a single exon.
AUGGAUACCUUUAUGACGUUUAUCAAUGGGUCCCACUCUUCAAAGAAGUUUGGAACGGCUACCGAAGACCCAAUCAUUGCCGGGAUGGCCAAAUACAACAACACCAAUGAUAAGACGCCUCUGAGUAGUACCAGUGUCUCCAUCUGUGGGCAGCUUUUCGAGACAGAGGCAGACGAAGUACUCAGUGAGUUUUUAAACCCACAGUUCUUAAAGCAAGAAGACCAGGGCGACUAUGAAACGCCCAGCGAUCCCAAGCUAAGUACCAGCGGAACUAAGAUGGAAACAAGUGGCACUCCCGACUCUGUUUGCACGCAGACUACUGAAACUAUGAGGGUUUUGCCCAAUACUCCCACACCUAGUGCACCGUCCCCAACCACUGUUGCCUUCAAUGAGCAGCUCAAGAUGUUUGAAGACUCAAAGGAGGAAUUGAUGAAUAUUAAGUUUGGGCUUAAUAACGAGGCCAAAUACAUUCACCACUCCAAUGUCGGGCUCCAAUACACAACCUUACCUGUAACAGAACACCCUGAAGACCCUGAUGUAACUGCCACAUAUUUGCCCAUGGAAUAUACGGAAGCGUUCCUAAGGGACUCUUCAGAGUUCCCAUACAAAAUGUCCAUUGCUGACCUACCUGCACAAUCCAGAGUUGAAACCCAGAUAAAGCUCGAGCUUUCUGUCUCUCCUCCACCUAAACAGUUUUUGUUGCAUCUGCCGAGGGACACCAUCACAAAGCCAAAAUUCACAUUGGCGGAAAAUACGCUUCCUGAAUCUAUCAAAAAACACCUCCUUUAUUUGGAGAUGUUUGUGAUUGGAUCCGAAAGUAUAUCUUCCAAGGAUGGCAGACUGAAGAGUUGCAAUGUUUGUAAACGGUGUAUGAGAAGAGAAUUGAAACGGGCAUCUAGGAGGAAAGCCGGUUUGGUUGAUGAUUCUUCAAACUGGGAUCUUAACUUGCCUAAGAGAGCAUUGAUAAUAAACAGUAAAGAAAUUGUUUCUUUCCCCUCCCCCAGUGGUAAUGAGGUUGCUCGAAAGUUGGAGCUGCUAUCUAGAAUUGUCUGUUAUUGCAGGCACCAUCAAGAGUUAGAUGGCUUUAGGAUUGCGAUUUUUUUGAAAAAUGAACAAGAUGAAAUCAUAGGAAAAUGUCAUACAACACCUAUUUUGAUUAUGGAUAGGAAGAAAUCUUCAAAAUCUAGCAACUCAAACAAUACCGGUGCUCUCGUCUCCAACAAAGAACAUCUUUCAGCUUCAAAGAACUCAAUCACCAUUUCACAGGAGUCGUCAAGUGAAUUUAGUAUGGCAACGUCCAUAUCUUCUACGAAAUUGAAUCCUAAACUAGUGACAAAACCUUUGGAAACUGAUAUAAUGAUGGCGCGUGAUAGCAGCAACAGCUCAAUGGGUGUCCCUAAAACCAACAUUAUGAGUAUUUUGUCUUUAAAGGAUGGGAAGAAUAACACCCAUGGAAAUAAGCCUCCAAAAACUGGAAGGGGAAUGUUUUCUUCCAUCUUCUCCUUUGACCCUUCCAACUUAUUGGGCGAUGAAUCUUCAAGGCAAACUAAAAGACAAAAGAGAUUGUGGUCACAGUCCGAUUCUGGAAGCUAUCACGAUUCUAUUAACCAACAAAGGUAUCACUCGCAAUCUGAAGCAAACAAAGGCAAUGUACAAGAUACCCCGGCUAUGAAUAGCGGGCAUAUCAUGCAAAUCAAAAAAGAGGCCAUUUCGCCUCUUAGCUCAGAUGCUGUAUCACCGCAUAACCACAUGCUGUCAUCGGCAACUAGCAUAUUUUCAGCUACGCCUGAAAGGAGGAUAUAUGAGGGGCAGAAGAUGAACCUAACAUCGUCUUUCAACGAUGAGUUAGCAAUGAAUGUUGAAAAUAUUGAUAAUAUUGGUUCCAAUAGUGGUGUUUUAGACUUGAAUGGUUUGGAUCUUGACGUUGACAUGGAAAUGAAUGUGAAUCUUAAUCUUGGUGAACCAGUUCCAACAAUUCGAAAAAUUAUACCUGCACAGGGUUCCAUCAGAGGUGGUAUUGAAGUCACGCUUUUGGGUUCCAACUUUAAGCCGGGAUUAGAAGUGAAAUUUGGUAGUAACAUUUCUCUAGCUACGCAAUGUUGGUCUGAUUCCACUAUUGUUACGUAUUUACCUCCUGCACCACAAGCAGGGCCAGUACUAGUGACUUUUGAUUCUUCUGACAUUGCUGCCAAUAAUUCAGUUCCGCAUCAAAUAUUUACCUACACCGAUGAUACUGAUAAGCAACUAAUCGAGUUGGCACUCCAGAUCGUCGGUCUUAAGAUGAAUGGAAAAUUAGAGGAUGCCAAGAAUAUUGCUAAAAGAAUUGUUGGCAAUAAUCAGAUGGACGAUCCAUCAUCAACCUCAUUUGGUCAAGGUGACCAAUCCAAUUCUUCAUCUACGUCCAACCAAUUGAACCAACAACUACAGUUGAAUUGGAUGGUGGUUGCUUCGAACAAAAUUAAAGAAUUAUCAACGUCUACGUUAAACCAUGAGGACAUUCUAAUCAAAUUCUUGAAUAUCCUUCAGAUCCCAAAUUACAUUAUAACGAGUCCUAACUGGGGAGUCUGCAAUUCUGAGGGGCAAACUAUGCUCCAUUUGGCAUGUUUGAAAAAUUAUUCCAAGCUAACUAAUUUUCUUUUGAAAAGUGGCUCUAGAGUUGAUUAUAGGGACAAGAAUGGGUUUACGCCUGUGCACUUUGCCUUUAUUCCAGGAAACAGAAAGAUCAUCACGAUGCUGAUGAAAUACAACGCCAAUGUCUCCAAUAAACUUGAUAAUGGUAUUUUGUUGAGUAGCAUUGCCGACUCUAAUGUUCUUGAUUUGAUUGACGGACACGUUGACGUGAGUAGGAGGUCGUCAGACUCGACCUCUUACGAAGACCUUGAAAUCGAUGAUACGUUUGAUGACGAAAUGGAGGCUUGUGGUAUGGAUGAAAUUGGGUUCAAUAGUGCAUACAAAUCGAGCUCUAAAACGCAUUAUACAUCUUCGUAUCGUAACAGGAAAUCACAGUAUGCAAGAAAGAAACGUGUGGAUGAUUCUGAAGCAGAUGAUGAGGAAGAAGAUGUUGAUCUGGACAUGGAUUUGGACGGUUCCGACGCUAGUACCGACAAAUCAUCGUCAGGCACUAGCUCUAUUAAAUCAUUGGAUCGAAAGAAAAACACCAACUCUUUUGGUUUAAACUUAUGGAUUGCAAUGAGGGAAGCAAUAACUAGUAAGGUCAUUGAGUUGAGUGAUGGUCAACAUAAACAUGGUGGCAGGAAACAUUCACGUCCAAUUCAUGGUACAAAUGUUGAAACGAGCCAACAUCUCGACAAAACUAAUGAAGCAAAUGAUAAUGAUGGUGAGGAGGGAGAUGCAUUACCGACGUACGACGAUUUGUUUCCUAACGGUGCUUCUCUAAGAGCAUUUAUCAAUUUCCGGGGACACACUGAUGGUGAAGAUGAUGAAAAGCUAUCCAAAACCAACAGAAGUGCAGAACUAGAGGAAGAUGUUGGAGAUAGUGAUGUGGAUAUAAUCGCAAAAAAGAUGCACACAUCCAUCACCUCAGACACCAAGCUUAUGUUCUUUUGGUUGCCAUUUAUGCUUUUACUAUUAUUGGUUGUUAUUGGUGUGAAGAUGAAUAUGAUUUCUUUGAACAGUUUACAGUUGAUAAAGAUUAGAGAAAGUGUCGGAUCCUUUAUGCUUGGUAAGGAUCGGUUCACCAACUUACUAAACGAAAACAUCAACUACGGACGUGAACGGAUGGAGAAUUUACUGCACGAUGUCAAUGGUGUAGUAAAAACAGCAGUUUCUGGUGUGGGGAGAUAA